This is a messenger RNA of Bursaphelenchus okinawaensis, 1641 nucleotides long. Lineage: Eukaryota; Metazoa; Nematoda; Chromadorea; Rhabditida; Aphelenchoididae. The record is from the annotation of a GenBank genome assembly.
AUGGCUCCAGUAGAAGAUACUCAAGAUAGAAUAUGUCAAAACAUCACAGAAGCGAUCGGGCAUACUCCUAUGGUGUACUUGAACAAGGUUACCGAAGGAUUGAAUGCUAAGAUUGGUAUGUAAUCUUUUCAUAAUUAGUUAGUGGGCUUUUAAGAAUGUUGUUGCUCAGAUAUUUAUAGAAACUAUUAUAUUUUAUUUAGGCAAUAGGGAAGAAAUUAAAUUUUAGUUAUGAAAUGAGAAUUUUUAUUUUUAGGUAACACUAUAUAGCAUGUUUGAUUUAUAUUGCAAUUUUAAUUAUAAGGACAAUGAAAAUCUUAAAAAUGUUUUCAACUUACCUAUUUUUAGCAAAUAAAUCUAAAAUUAUAUUUGUUAUAUUCAGCUGUCAAGUUAGAGUACAUGAAUCCAGCCUGUUCCGUGAAGGAUCGACCGGCUUCUCAUAUGAUUGAAGUUGCCGAAAAAGAGGGCAAGAUCAAGCCAGGAGAUGUGAUUAUAGAGCCAACUUCUGGAAACAUGGGUAUUGGAAUGGCAAUGGCUUGUGCUGUGAAAGGAUACAAGUUGAUCUUGGUCAUGCCGAGCAGUAUGAGCUUGGAAAGGGUGGGUUUUUAGUGUUUUGAAGUGGUUAUGGGUUGAGUUUGAGGUUAGAAAAGGUUUCGUUGUGGUUAUAGGUUGUUGUUGGUGUUGUUAAAGAAGUUUACUUGUGUUUUACUAAAUUUUAUGGUUAUUUUUUAAUGUUAUUAACGCAAUAUUCACAGUAUGUCAGUCUUUCAAUGUCAAAUUGAGCUUUUUUUCAGCGAGUCUUGUGCAAAGCCUACGGGGCUCAGGUAGUCAUCACAGAUGCCGCUCUUGGCUUUAAAGCCUCUUUCGAACGUGCUCAAGAACUAAACAAAGCUAUUCCAAACUCAUUCAUUCCGAACCAGUUUGCCAAUCCAGCUAAUCCACAAGUCCACUACCUAACUACAGGACCUGAGCUCUGGCGACAAACUGAAGGUAAGGUGGAGCUAGCCGUUUUUGGAGUGGGAUCAGCUGGAACGUUGACGGGAGUCGGCACCUUCUUGAAAGAAAAGAAUCCGAACAUCAAGUUGUAUGCUGCCGAACCUUACGAGUCUUCAGUGAUCAACGGCCUACCAGCUGCACCACACACGAUUCCAGGUAUUGGUGCUGGAAUCAUUCCUGACAAUCUGAAGCCGAUCUACGAUGAAGCAUUGAGGGUCAAGAGUGCUGAUGCUGUGGAAAUGGCAAAGCGAUUGGCUACGGAGGAGGGGAUUCUGAGUGGAAUCAGCAGUGGAGCUAAUGUUUUGGCAGCGAUUGAGGUAAGAUAAGAUAAAACGUUGUGAAGGUUUUGCGAAGGGAUGAAUAAUAUAAGAGUUUUGAAGUCAAAAAUGAAUCUCAGUUAAUGAUUAUCAGUAUAGCGUGUUAUCAAUGUAAAAAACUUGAUUUUCUUCAACUAAAACCUUAUUUCAGCUAGCCAAAAGGCCGGAAAACGCUGGCAAGCUCAUUGUUACCUGUCUACCUAGCUUUGGAGAACGCUAUCUGAGCACGUUACUGUACAAAACGAUAAAAGACGAAUCAGAAGUUCUCAAGAUCACAUCGCUAGAGGAAGACAAGGAUAACCUCAACAAGUUAUGGGGCUUGAGCCUAUAA